Messenger RNA from Nerophis ophidion (straightnose pipefish), 6325 nucleotides. Its product is annotated as calmodulin-binding transcription activator 1-like. The transcript has 21 exons. Gene Ontology annotation, biological process: regulation of transcription by RNA polymerase II. Gene Ontology annotation, cellular component: nucleus. Bases 157 to 4392 code for a protein of 1411 amino acids. Gene Ontology annotation, molecular function: double-stranded DNA binding; protein binding; transcription coregulator activity. NCBI's taxonomy places the organism in Eukaryota, Metazoa, Chordata, Actinopteri, Syngnathiformes, Syngnathidae. The record is from RefSeq and is a predicted model, not a curated record.
AAGAAGCUGCUGGAGUGUCUGCCCAAAUGUUCCUCUCUGCCCAAGGAGCGCCACCGCUGGAACACUAACGAGGAGAUUGCUGCCUAUCUCAUCACUUUUGAGAAACACGAUGAGUGGCUGACGACAUCGCCAAAGACCAGGCCUCAAAAUGGCUCCAUGAUCCUCUACAACCGCAAGAAGGUGAAGUACAGGAAGGAUGGAUACUGCUGGAAGAAGAGGAAAGACGGGAAGACCACCAGAGAGGACCACAUGAAGCUGAAGGUCCAGGGUGUGGAGUGUCUGUAUGGCUGCUACGUCCACUCCUCCAUCAUCCCCACCUUCCACCGUAGAUGCUAUUGGCUGCUGCAGAACCCAGACAUCGUGCUGGUGCACUACCUGAACGUUCCAGCGGUGGACGACAGCGGCAAGCCGUGUGGUCCUGUCCUCUGCUCCAUCAACACUGACAGGAAGGAGUGGGCCAAGUGGAGCAAGGAGGAACUCAUUGGACAACUCAAGCCCAUGUGUGCUGGAAGCAGCCUCCACCAGAAAUGCUCCAGUGUCAAGCAGCGCAUCAUCUCCUCCAAGCAGGAGUCGGGGGCGGCAGCGGGAGGUGGCACCACGGCUGGCACGGGAGCCACAGCAGCCCAUAGGUCCGAGGAAGCAGACGGCACAGAGGUUCAGAACAGCGACGUGUCGGAGGGCCAGACCGAGCCCAGCCCCGGAGGGCGCAGGAGCAGAGCGGGGGGAGGAGACCGGAGAAACGGCCGAAUAACCAAGCCCUCCCUGCUGCCGCAGAGUAGCAUGGAGGUGUCCUCCUCCACCUCCGCCAACCAGGUGGAAGUCCCCGACACCACCCAGAGUUCCCCGCUCUCGAUCACCAGCGACAUGGCCGACAGCCCGGCACUCGCUAUCGGCGCCGGCCUGUCACAGAGCACUGCUGUUUUCACGUCCGAGGUCACCACGCUGACAGGGGAUUCGGUUUAUUCAACCGGCCACACCCACCUGCUACCGCCCGCACACGAAAGCGCCGCCACCGGCAUCCUGUUGGCUGUCGCCCCUGAGAACCAGAGGUUUGCGUCGUUCCCCAGCGGGGUCGGCCUGGGAGAGGGAGCUGAGCUGGUUCUCACCAGCUCGCUAGACUCUGCUGGAGGAGUUAACCUUCCUGAGACUGCAAUGACCUUCGACCCCGACUGCUUCCUUAAUAACCCCAAGCAGGGCCAGACAUAUGGAGGAGGUGGAGGGAAGGCAGAGGGGUGUAACGGCAACGAUGGGGGAAUCCAGUGUUCAUCCAACGGAUUUGUCUACAACCCAUCCCUUGUCAACAACAUCAAGAAGGAAGCGACGCCGCUGGAGCAGCCCCUAGCCCCCCAGGGUAGUUAUGUGGGCGAGGGGACAGGCCUCAGCCCCAGCACCACCCUGGAGCAAAUGGACUUCAGCGCUGUGAUGUCAUCACCCUGCGUCCCAGGUCUAACCCAGUCUUCUCACCACCCUUCGCCCAAUCUCUUCCUCCAGGCCCCCGUGCACACCAACCAGACCAAUGGCACCGAGGAGUCGGACGAGUCCCAGUCCUACAUAAAUGUGCAUAGAGACACCCCCAUGACCAACGGGGAUCUGCACCCACACCUCCGCCAUAGCAGCCAAGACCCUCAGGCCCUUUGUGGACGCAGCGGAAAAGUGGGCCCUUACCCCCUCACCGGCCAGGACACGGACGUGGACCAGUCCAGUCAGGUGGCCGGCGGCACAGCUGCUGAGAACGGAGGAGAGUUGAUGCUCAAGUCUGGCGCCGCUCAUGACGCCUACGCGGACGCUGAGCACUACCUUCAAGCUCCAGAUGACAACGGCGGGGUGGAGGAUGGGGGAGCAGGAGGAAGCGGGGAGAACGAAAUUCUCUGUAACGGCGUGAGCUUGUCAACAGCUGGCGGCUCUGUGGUGGCCAGUCCUCAAUCCGUAGGUGCUGGCGCAAGCAUGGAGAGGGCGCUCUAUAAUUCCUCUCUCCCGCCACAAGGUGGAGGCCUUUCAGCUACGGGAGCGGCCAUCAGCCUGGAGGGUUUCGAGGCUUCAUUCGGGAGCCAGUUCUCUGAUCUCAUCAACGAUUUCAUCUCAGUGGAGGGCUCUGGGGGCGGGGUGGGGGCCACUGUCGCCGGGGUUUUGAUGCCCCAGGAGGGGGCGGUGGGCGAGGAGCAGGGCACUGGGACAGUCCACCUGCAGGGCUCGGAAGUGGAGCAAGGAGCCCUGGGAAUACUCCAGGAGAGCGGGAGGCUGUUUGGCGUGACAGACUACUCCCCAGAGUGGUCUUACCCAGAGGGGGGCGUGAAGGUGCUGAUCACAGGGCCCUGGUUGGAGUCCAGCAGCGACUACAGCUGUUUGUUUGACCACAUCAGCGUCCCUGCUGCCCUCAUCCAGCCUGGCGUACUGCGCUGCUACUGUCCAGCCCACGACACAGGACUGGUCAUGCUGCAGGUCUCCAUGGGCGGAGAGGUCAUCUCUUCUUCUGUGGUCUUUGAGUACAAGGCACGCGACCUUCCUGCCCUCCCAUCUUCUCAGCACGACUGGCUGUCUCUGGACGACACCCAGUUCAGGAUGUCCAUUCUGGAGCGUCUGGAGCAGAUGGAACAGAGGAUGGCCGACAUAACCAAUCAAAACCCCGGCUCAGAAACCAUGGCAACCAAAAGUGGAGGGCUGGAUGGAGGCGGAGCCGCUGAGCAGUCUCAAACCUCUGCGGACCACAGCUCCUUUGAAGGUCGGGUGGUGGUGGUGUGUGAGAAGAUGAUGUCGCAGCCCUGUUGGGUCUCGUCCAAUCAGCUGGUCCACAGUAAGAACUCCAGAGGGAUGACCUUGCUCCAUCUGGCCGCAGCACAGGGCUACGCUGGCCUCAUCCACACUCUCAUCCGCUGGCGAACCAAGCACGCUGACAGCAUCGACCUGGAGCUGGAGGUGGACCCUCUCAACGUGGACCACUUCUCCUGCACACCACUGAUGUGGGCGUGUGCUCUGGGUCACACCGAUGCGGCGCUGGUGCUGUACCAGUGGGACCCGCGGGCGUUGGCCAUCCCCGACUCUCUGGGACGCCUGCCGCUCAACAUCGCCAGAUCCCGGGGCCACACGCGAUUGGCUGAGCUCCUGGAGCAGCUGCAGCAGAGUCCUCAGGCUCAAGGCCAGGCCGUUGAUGCUUGGAUGGACCGCUGGAGAGAAGGUGCCGAGCUCGCCAGAAUAACCAACGCUCGCUCUUCCAACGCUAACCCUGAGCUAAGGAGAGCAAGGACAGAGAAUCAGUCCAACAACCAGUCCUGGAGCCAGGCAGGACUCAGAACCUCGCAGGCGACCCAGGGAGAGCAGACGGGUCCACCCCCGGCGAAGAGACUGAAAGCCAACCAGCAGCAACUUUCUAGCUCCGUCUCCAGCAACCUGAAAUCCCGCCUCAGUUCGAGCGCUCAGCCCUCCCCUCUGCACGCCCAACCUCCCCCCGACUGUCCCCGGCUCUCCGCCAGCGCCUCCUUCUCCCACCUGCAGGCCAGGGUCGGGGCACCAGCAGGGGGCGCCAGGUGGAGUCAGGGGCAGCGCAGCCUGGCCAGGAGGAUUGUGGGUAAAGAUCGACUGGCGGUCCACCUGCGCCAAAGAGUUGUGAGUGACAGGGGGGAGGAGCUGCUGACCUAUCAGGAGACCAGCCAGGACUUGCAGUUGGACGUCUCCAUGCUCGCUGAUCACAUCAUGGAGACGUCCGCCGCUGGACUUGAACACGGAACUAUGGAGACUGACACCGACUCUGGAAGACUUGGACUCAGCAGGGAUGUCAGAUUACUGGCUGCUUAUCUUGCUCAAGUGGAAAGGUUCCUGGAUGCCAAGCCCCAGACUCCUGGCCCUAAAGCAAGCUCUCACUCAGGGCCCGAGGCUAUGAAAGGAGAACGCUUGAAAACAGGCUCCUCCUCUUUUCUGGCCAUGACAGAAGCAGAGCAGAGAGCGCUGAACGAGACGGUCAGGAACGCUCUGCACUCCCUUCGAAAACACAAGGGUCCUAUUCAGGAGCAACGCAAGGAGAUUGCCUCAGUGAUCCAGCGCUGCUACAAGAGAUACAAGCAGUAUGCACUUUAUAAGAGGAUGACCCUGGCAGCCAUCCUGAUCCAGAGUCGUUUUCGGAGUUUUCACGAACAGAGGAAGUUCCAACAGAGUCGCAGAGCAGCAGUCCUCAUCCAGCAAUAUUACCGCUCCUACAGACACUCCCUCAGAGACCUUCUAACUAAAAAGCAGAACCAGGCUGCACGCAAGAUACUGAGGUUCCUGCUCCGAUGUCGCCACAGCCCCUUGAUGGACCCUCGGCCCCUGAAGCGGGGCAGACAUCUUUAUUUGGCAGCAGACAAGACAAGGUGUGCCCGCUGUGUGUCUCGACAGGGUCAGAGAGCAGAAAAGGGGUCCUGAGAGCCCGACGCCAGGCCCCGCCCACCACCCGCUCAGCCUGUGAGCCGUGGCCUCGCUCCUUCAUCCUCUCCAAACUUUGCUCCUUCCCGUCCCCGACAUCCUCGUCGCCGCCUCCUUGCCCCGCCUCCCGCCUUCUCCUGAGCGGGGAGAAAAGAAAGAGGAGGCGUCCAUCACGGCAGCUCAGACUGACCACGGCCGGCCCCCGGGCAUCUGGCUCCGCCCACAGCCACCCGGGAGGCCGUCACAUUAACCUCAUGGCAUUCUUUGCACUCUUCAUGGGUACGCAGGAGACCCGGCUGGCCAAGCCCAUGCAAACAUCCAAACAAUGCCCCGUCACACAAGAAGAAGAAGAAGAAGUCACUUCUCUGUUGCAUUUGCAUGCAAGAUGUCCCUCCUUUUAUUUGGCUUUCAUCCCCGAGACGCUCGUGACAACUCAUCAUCACCACCUGUCACCUGAUCAAAGGGGAGGAGCCACUUGAAUGUAGGAGGGGUCUGACUUCAUUUGUCCCUUGGCCAGCCUGGCGUGUGUGUGUGUGUGUGUGCGUGUGUGUGUGUGAGUGCGUGUGUGUGUGUGUGUGUGUGUGUGUGUGUGUGUGUGUGUGUGUGUGUGUGUGUGUGUGUGUUCCUGCAUGCUCCUGCAUGCUGGCUUUGGUGUGUUUCUUUUGUGGUGUGCUGGUGUCUCUCCUCUUUCUCCUCUCUCCUCUUUCUCCUCUCUCCUCUCUCCUCUUCCUCCUCUCUUCUCUCUCCUCUUUCUCCUCUCUCCUCUCUCCUCUCUCCUCCCGCCCUGCGUAAUGUGAACUGUGUACAAACAUUUGGGUGCUUUUCUUUUCAAAGAAAAAAAAAAAAGGUUUAUUUAUUUAAGGGUCCGAUUAAUUAUCCAUCGGCUCAAGACUGAUUCGAGGGGAACUGCACUUUUUUGGAGGAAUUUUGCCCAUCAUUCACAAUCUUAGUGGGAGACUUUUUAUGGACGCAUUGCAACCAGCAAAUAAAUGCUCACGAUGCUCUAUUCUACCUAUAAAGCGCUCUAAAAAAAAACCCUCCAUACACAUGCUGUGGUGUAAGUAUAUACAGUAUGUAUAGUAAGUAUAUAUGGAUAGUAACAGGCAUGUUCGUAAUGUUUACCUAUUUUGAUCGUUUUAAGCAUACGGCGGCACAUUCAAUUUAAGCAUACUUCAGGAGAGACAACAAACAUCAGAAAACAUCACCUACUGCGGGUGUCCAAAAAAAAAUCUGAUUAAUUGUGAUUCUUAUUUAUAACAAUUUUUUGAAAAUCGAUUUUAUUUAUUAUUUUUUUUAUUUCAUCUGUCCUCUGCAGCCACUCAGACAAAUCAUAUAGUUGCUGUAGAUGAUCUAUAUCCACUGUACACAUUUACUUUACAAAAAAUACUUCUCUUGUUGUCUUAUUUGUAUUUGACUUUAUUAAAUGUCUGGCUAGAAUUUGAUUAAACAAAACCAGUUUUCAUUAAAGUAAUGUAGAAAUGUAUCACAGCUGUUUAUCUCGUUCAUCCAGGACUGUAGUUCAUCAUAGAACUGGCCUCCGAUGUUAUUAAAACAUACUGAUGUUGAAUCGGGAAUCGUUUUGGCUCGAGAAUUUAUUCUAAAUCUAAUCGUUACCCCCAAGACCCUGAAUCGAAUCAUGUGGUGCCCAAAGGUCCACACGGCAAUCACUUACUGUACAAUGUCUGCUCUCACUGGGGUAUUACUGUUUAGAUGAAGAAUGACUCGUGAGGAAAAAAAUUGCGUGGAACCAAGCGUCUUUUCGGGUCUUUUUUUGCCAUUGGGGGGGUAUAAAUUGGAUGCCAAAGUUGACCAACUGGUUGGAUGAUGGUUUAUGGUUUGGGUUUAGUUACAGCAUGCAUACAACAUGAUACAUCACACAUGCAUACAUACAACAUGAUACAUCACAUGCAUGCAUACAACAUGAUACAUCACA